This is a messenger RNA of Lithohypha guttulata, 1038 nucleotides long. RefSeq lists its product as uncharacterized. Bases 1 to 1038 code for a protein of 345 amino acids. The transcript has 2 exons. Gene Ontology annotation, biological process: regulation of transcription by RNA polymerase II. NCBI's taxonomy places the organism in Eukaryota, Fungi, Ascomycota, Eurotiomycetes, Chaetothyriales, Trichomeriaceae. Gene Ontology annotation, cellular component: nucleus. Gene Ontology annotation, molecular function: RNA polymerase II cis-regulatory region sequence-specific DNA binding; DNA-binding transcription factor activity, RNA polymerase II-specific. The record is from RefSeq and is a predicted model, not a curated record.
AUGACUAUGAUACUCGAUCAUCCUAGUCGUCCAUACGGCGGUAUGGGCUACGACAGUAACAUGUAUCCUUCUAUGCACGCCGCACCAAACUUCACAGAUCCAUGGGCACACCAAACCAGUAACCAUGCACAAAAUCGGUCGGGCUUGUUGCAAUAUUCACAGAUAGGACAUUCUCCUCCAACUUCAGCGCCUUCAGCAUCAAACAGCCAAUAUGCUCCGCACCACCAUGAUGGAUCACAUUUGCUCAACCACUCCCACGACAUUCCGAGACCGAGCGUGUCGUAUGCCGACCAACAAUAUUCUUCCAGUGCAACAGCGCCAUCAUCAUACUCGACCGCCUACCCAUCAUUGAGCUACGCACAAUCUCUUCACCAACAACAGGCAGUCCAGCAACGAAAGAUGUCGGAAGUUAGCAAUGACUCUCGCGCCGCGACUGCCAGUUUUGGCGAACUAGAUGCCUCACGCGGCAUGCUGGCACUUAGUCACCAGAAUCUGCAAGACUUAACUCCUCGCAAUAUUUACGAAGCGCGAGCUGCUCGCAGUUCCUCAGACUCUUACGGAUUUCCACCAAAUACAUCCGGCCACUCUUCCAUCUCUGCAGAGUCUGGACGCAGCUACCCUUACUAUGGCAGCUCGGUGGGUUCCGUUGCCGACUCAGCGACCGACUACAGUUCUGCAGCCUCAGAUGCUGGCUACGAUCCAAUGUCGAGGACACUACCUCGACCACAGCAAUUGAUGGGCGCGCCACUGGGCCCUCCAGCUCCCCAAACCAUGAUGGGUCAAUUUUCCAGUAAAGUAUCUGGCAACACACAGAAGAAACACAAAUGCAAAGUUUGCGACAAACGCUUCACACGACCUAGUUCUUUACAGACUCACAUGUACAGCCACACUGGAGAGAAGCCGUUCGCCUGCGAUGUAGAAGGAUGCGGUCGACACUUCUCCGUUGUAAGCAACUUGCGGCGUCACAAGAAGGUCCACAGGGGCGAAGGUGCUUCGGUGUCUAGUGCUUCCGAUGCAGAAGACAACGCUUCGUCCUGA